AACGAUAUCUAUGAUCGGAUUGAAUCAGCCAUGAAGGAACUAUCCACAAUCGCUUGUCUUGUAAACAAUGUGGGAAUAUUCUAUCCCGACUCAAUUCCCCCGUGGCCAGAGAGUUCCCAAGUUAGUUUCGAGUUUAUCAGUCGUAUUGCACAUUGCAAUAUGGUCUCCACGGCCUCAAUGACUCGAAUUGUUCCNAUUUCAUCCCAGUUCCCGAUGCCGUAUUUGUCGCUGUAUUGUUCUACAAAAGCUUUCAUCCUGUCUUUUACCGAGGCCCUGAGAGAGGAGUUGGCUGACACAUCGAUUGUGAUUCAAGCCGUCUGUCCUUCCCUCGUCGCUACAGACCCGACCACGUUUGCUCAGUCCGCAUUGGAUAUGCUUGGUGUGGAAUCGGUUACAUCAGGCUUUAUUUAUCACGCUGUUAUGCGCGAAAUAAUGACUCGGUUGCCGUUGAACAAAAUCAAACAGAUGGUUCGGAAGACAAUGGAGAAGAGAGAAAAUAAGUCAAAAAUUUGUCACUCUUAA
This is a messenger RNA of Echinostoma caproni, 522 nucleotides long. The record is from the annotation of a GenBank genome assembly. NCBI's taxonomy places the organism in Eukaryota, Metazoa, Platyhelminthes, Trematoda, Plagiorchiida, Echinostomatidae.